AUGAGGAGAGCUGAAGGGAUCCCCAUGCUUGUAACCUUCGCAUCGGUAUUCAUGUUAAUUGUGCCUGGACUAGCUCGUCCUGAACCUCAAUCUCAACUAGAUACAUUUGUGCCGCCAUGGAUCUGGCCACCAAUUCCUCAUCUGGAGACCCAAAAUUGUUGGUCAUCUCUUCCAGACAUUUCAGGAUGCUGGCAAGAGAUCCUUAGCUCCUGUUUUACACUUCAAAUAUCCCUUGGUCCCAAAUGCUGCAAUGUCAUCAAUCAGCUAAAUGAGAAUUGUGUUGACAAGCUCUUCCCCGAGGGAUUCUCAAAUCCUUUCUUGCCUCUUGUCGAGCGCUGUGCUCCAAAUGGUGAUGCAGAUGCCCCUGCUCAAGCGGAUCAUUCUCAACCAGCCCCUGAUAAACAACCAUCACCACCCACAGAGGUAGAUGCACAAUCUCCCAAAGGAGGAGAUGCAGAGAAACCUGAUCAAGAAAUUGCACCAUCCCCUAAUGAAGAAGGGCCAGAGCCAGAUCAAGGAGAUGCACAAGAACCAGAUGUUGCACCAUCACCUAGUGAAAAAAAUGCGGGAAAUCCAGAUUCCUCAGGACAUGGACAGGAACCAGAUGUAGCACCAUCACCUGGUGAAGAAAAUGCAGGAAUUUCCGGUUCCCCGGGAGAUGCACAAGAACCAGAUGUUGCACCAUCACCUAGUGAAAAAAAUGCGGGAAAUCCAGAUUCCUCAGGAGAUGGACAGGAACCAGAUGUAGCACCAUCACCUGGUGAAGAAAAUGCAGGAAUUUCCGGUUCCCCGGGAGAUGCACAAGAACCAGAUGUUGCACCAUCACCUAGUGAAAAAAACGCAGGAAAUCCAGAUUCCUCAGGAGAUGGACAGGAACCAGAUGUAGCACCAUCACCUGGUGAAGAAAAUGCAGGAAUUUCCGGUUCCCCGGGAGAUGCACAAGAACCAGAUGUUGCACCAUCACCUAGUGAAAAAAAUGCAGGAAAUCCAGAUUCCUCAGGAGAUGGACAGGAACCAGAUGUAGCACCAUCACCUGGUGAAGAAAAUGCAGGAAUUUCCGAUACCCCGGGAGAUGCACAGGAGCCAGAUGUUGCACCAUCACCUGGUGAAGAAAAUGCAGGAAUUUCAGAUUCCCCAGGAGAUGGACAAGAAUCAGAUGUUGCACCAUCACCUGGUGAAGAAAAUGCGGGAAUUUCAGAUCCCCCAGAAGCAGCAGAUGCACUAACACCUGCUCAAGGACCAUUUGCAGGUGAAGCAGAUGUUCCAACUUCUGAUGAAUUAGACACACCAUCCUCCCAGUGA
Macadamia integrifolia is the source of this 1302-nucleotide messenger RNA. RefSeq names its product cell surface glycoprotein 1-like. The coding region runs from base 1 to 1302 and encodes 433 amino acids. The transcript has a single exon. The record is from RefSeq and is a predicted model, not a curated record. Gene Ontology annotation, biological process: regulation of double fertilization forming a zygote and endosperm; regulation of protein localization to cell surface; double fertilization forming a zygote and endosperm. Gene Ontology annotation, cellular component: vesicle; extracellular region. NCBI's taxonomy places the organism in Eukaryota, Viridiplantae, Streptophyta, Magnoliopsida, Proteales, Proteaceae.